AACUCCGAAGAAGAAGAGGACGGCACAUGGUCUGUUGUGUUGAAUGUUCUCUAGAAGUAUCUUAACGAGUUUCUCAACGAUCAGUUAACUGCUGCAGAAGAAACAUUCACAGAGUUUAAAUAAAUCAUCGUCAAGUCGGAGGAAGAGAUGGAUGAUCAUCGCAGACUGCUGGAUUUCUCCCGGAGGCCCCAGAUAAUCUUACACCGAAUAGAUUGCCAGCAACAUAACAUUUGUAAGGAGUUGCUAUGUGAGCAGGAGAGGAGAUCCACUCUGGACCAAGAGGAGUUAGAACCUCUGCAGGUGAAACAAGAACAGGAAUGGACCGAAAAUCGGCAUAUAAAAGAAGAGCAGGAGGUUCUAGAGCAUCAGCAAAUAAAAUUAGAGCAGGAGGUUCUAGAACACCAGAAGAUAACAGUGGAAGAGAAAGACGUUUACUGCAGUCAGGGAGAAGAACAGAUUGAAUUAAAACAGGAGACUGAUACCUUCAUGAUGGUUCCUGUUGACGAGCAAACAGACCACACUGAAUCAGAACCAAACAGGAACCAAGACGUCUUCCAGGAAGUUGCUGAAGCUGAGAAGCAAAAUCAGGAAAGAAGAAAACCUUUCUUAUGUGUGACCUGUAAAAAGCGUUUUGCUUUCAUAUCUGUUUUUGUUGAUCACAUGAGAACUCAUACUGGUGAAAAGCUGUUUACAUGUGUGACCUGUGGAAAAAGUUUUAGUCGAAAACACGAGUUAACUAAGCACAUGAUAAUUCACACAGGUGAAAAGCCGUUUUCAUGUGUGAACUGUGGAAAACGUUUUAGACAAAAACACGAGUUAACUAAGCACAUGAUAAUUCACACAGGUGAAAAGCUGUUUCUAUGUGUGAACUGUGGAAAAAGUUAUUGUAAAAAACAUAAUUUAACUCAGCACAUGAGAACUCAUACUGGUGAAAAACCGUUUUCGUGUGUGAACUGUGGAAAAAGUUUUAGCCGAAAACAGCAGUUAAAUCAGCACAUGAUAAUUCACACUGGUGAAAAACCGUUUCUAUGUGUGAACUGUGGAAAAAGUUUUAGCCGAAAACAGGAGUUAAAUCAGCACAUGAUGGUUCACACUGGUGAAAAGCCAUUUUCAUGUGUGGCCUGUGGAAAAAGUUUUUGCCGAAAACAGCAGUUAAAUCAGCACAUGAUGGUUCACACUGGUGAAAAGCCAUUUUCAUGUGUGGACUGUGGAAAAAGUUUUUGCCGAAAACAGCAGUUAACUCAGCACAUGAUGAUUCACACUGGUGAAAAGCCGUUUUCAUGUGUGAACUGUGGAAAAGGUUUUCGUCACAAACCCAGCAUAACUCGGCACAUGAUGAUUCACACAGGUGAAAAGCUGUAGAAGUAUUUUCCAUACAUCUCCAAUGUUGAGGUUCACUAUAGAAUUGAUUUGGUUAAAAACUAGAAGGAAAGACUGGAGGGGUUUCAUGUCUAUAAAGCUGAAAAUUGUUGAAUUUGUUAAAUGUGAUCAUUUAGAUACUUGGAGAUGUGAAACCAUGACACAUUUUCCUUCAGAGACGCUUUGUUGUUUUUUUUUUGCUUUUUGGGGCAUUUUCUGUAUCAUAAAACAAUAAUGAUAAACUGUAUGUUAUUGUAUUAACAAACUGUUUAUGUCAAACUGUAUGUUGUGUGUGUACAACGUGAAGAGCAGAGGGCUCAGCACACAGCCCUGAGGAGUGCCAGUACUGAUGCUGAUAGAUGAAGAGGCAUGGGGGCCCACUGACUAUUUCAUACAUUAACAGAGUUUGACUGGACAUGGACUCCCUUCCAGAACAUUCUGACAAGAUUGGACCUGAGGGAUUGAUUUGUAUUAUUCUGUACAAUAGAGAGUUUGUGGGUUUAGUUUUGUAGUUUUUUAAAAUCAAAAAUAGAAUGUAUACAAUGGUUAAGUUUUUUUUCUAAAACUCUGCAAAAAAUGUAUUUGUGAUAGUUUUGUAAAAUGAGAUUGAAACUGAUUUCAUUUUUUUCCAUUUAUAUUAACCAGUUUUACUCUACCUAAUUGAAAUCUUUUCAAAUGAAAUAAAUGCAUUUGUAAUUUAAAUAAAAUGAAAGAUUCACCACAAACAAACAUGACAAAGAUAUUUUGCUUCAGUUGAGACAUUCAAUAAAAUACUAGAUAGCUUGAAA
Messenger RNA from Gambusia affinis (western mosquitofish), 2147 nucleotides. Its product is annotated as gastrula zinc finger protein XlCGF8.2DB-like. Bases 148 to 1362 code for a protein of 404 amino acids. Gene Ontology annotation, cellular component: chromosome; nucleus. Gene Ontology annotation, molecular function: DNA-binding transcription factor activity, RNA polymerase II-specific; RNA polymerase II cis-regulatory region sequence-specific DNA binding; chromatin insulator sequence binding. Lineage: Eukaryota; Metazoa; Chordata; Actinopteri; Cyprinodontiformes; Poeciliidae. The transcript has 2 exons. Gene Ontology annotation, biological process: regulation of transcription by RNA polymerase II. The record is from RefSeq and is a predicted model, not a curated record.